GCAGUGAGGUCUUCCGGGCUGGUUCUCGGGACGUCUCAGUUUAGUGGGUAAAAGGUGAGGAGCGCUGUUGUUGUCCGCAACAACACACACACAGGACCUCGUCAUCUUCCUGCGGACUUUAACAAAGUCUGCUUGUCGUCCAUGCCGAGAGCUCAAGUCAACAUAUCCUGAAGGUAAGCGGAGUUGAGUUAAAAGCUUAGAGAGAAGUUUGUAAUUCAGUUUAUUCGUUUACAUGUCAUUGUUAUUGUUGGAGAAGCGUGGAAGCGAGCCAGUAACCGCAGGAGACUGAACCUCGAGCACACCAACAUUGGUGUAGCGGCUACUUAUCUGAGCUUACAUACUGAAAAACAUUAUUUUUAUAACGUCAAACAAAUGGGGAAUUUAGUCUGCAUUUUUUUAUAGCGAACACACGAGCUAUUGGAUGUUGAACCAGCAGAAAAAGCCACAGUCUUUGGGGUAUUUUGUGAACUGUUUAUCAGACCGUUAACAGAGGAAUGAAAACCUCUGGUGUGCAGUGUGUACCUGCUCCGAGAUGAUCUAACGGGAUCAUAUAGCCUUACUGAGGUUAUACCUGACCCAGAACUUCAGAUAAAGUACACUGAGCUCAGCAUUUAUCCUAAUUAUUAGCGACUUUAUGAACCAAAUCUAGUUCUUGUUUUAAGUGUUUACGUUGUAUAAGAUAUUUAAGUGGUGUAAAAUUAAUCUUAGUUUGUUGACAUAGGCAGUAUUCCUACUCUCACUGUCAAGAUUGAACACACACGUCAUCCAGACUGAUCGACUGAUAGUCGUUCCUUAGGUUCUAGAUGUAACCCCAACAUUUGAUCAUUGAUAAUAGUGCUCCAGUGAUGCAAGGUAGUGUACAUCAGUGUCAGUGUGAUAUUUGUUUGUAUUACAGGAAGAAGAAAUGGCUAACAACUUGUCACAGUCUUUGCCUGAGCGGACCUUCCAGCACCAAAGCAGCCUGCCAUCUUUGCCUGUCCCAACACUAGAGAGCAGUCUCUCUAAAUACUUAGAUGCAGGUAGGACAAGUAUAUCAUACUGUGCUACCACGUUAUUGUUUUAAAGGUCAAACUGAUACUUCAAGGAUGCAGAGUACUCAUAUUUACUUCUUCCAGUACAAUGUUGCCAUGCCUUCUUCUAGUCUAACUGUCUAUGCUAGGCUAAUACAUUGAACCUAAAUUUUUUAAAGUUAAAAUUUUUAACAAUUUAGAAGACCUAAGAAAUUUGCAUUUCCUUGUUUUUCAUCAGUUCGCCCAUUUGCGACUGAGGCAGAGUUAAAAAAUACAUCAGACAUAGUGAAGAAGUUUCAACUGGGCGUUGGUGAAGAGCUUCACCAUAAACUGCUGCAGAGAGCCAAAGCAAAGAAGAACUGGGUGCGUUAUUGAGCUGAACAUGUCAUUUUCUUGUCACAAAUCUUAAGUUUAAUCGCCAACAUUUUUCUAAGUUGACUUUUUCUUUUAUUUGUCAGCUGGAAGAAUGGUGGUUAGAUGCUGCGUAUUUGGAAGUCCGCAUCCCCUCUCAACUGAAUGUGAACUUUGGUGGCCCUGCACCUUACCUGGAGCACUGUUGGCCUCCUGCAGAGGGAACACAUCUGCAGAGGGCUAGUGUUGCCACAUGGCAUAUACUACAAUACUGGAACCUGAUCCGCACGUACGACAUUUUGAAAUACAUUGUUUAAAAUGCUUUUGUGCGUUUAUAGAAGUUGCUUGUCUUUUCAUGUUUUUUAACUGUCUUUUUCACGUUGUAGUGAGACGCUGCCUCCUCAAAAAGCUGGCAAAACACCGUUAGAUAUGGACCAGUUCAGAAUGUUGUUCUGCACCUGCAAAGUACCCGGGGAGAAGAAAGACACCAUUCUGAAUUACUUCAAAACAGGUGAGCUUUCUUAUCUCUCACCUUUGGACACAUCUGCAUACUCUCUAGCCCACUUUCAGCCUACAUAUCACUCUUGCGUAAUGUGCUUUUUGUGCUGUGUCACAGAAAGUGAAGGUUCGUGCCCCUCACACUUGGUAGUGAUGUGCCGUGGAAGAAUCUUCACAUUUGAUGCCCUUUGUGAUGGGAAAAUCCUUACUCCUCCAGAACUGCUCAGGUAGUGAUCACAUAACGGGUGCAGUUGUGUGUCAAUAAUGGAACCUUAGCAUUAAGCAAGGCAGGUUAAUAGGCUCUGUGAAUUUUAAGAACACAAAUACAUAAAAUAUAUUAUAUUUUAUCCCAUGAAAACAUAUUCUUUAUAUUUUGUUUUAAGCUGUUUUAUGUUUGGACAUUGUUUUAACUCCUCACCCUCGCCAUUCCACAGUCUCACCCCACAGACUGAAAUGCAAAAAUCGUUUUCUGUGUGUUCGGAUUUUAUUAAUUUUAAAGUCAGACUUAUUUUAAGCUUUAUACAUAACUUGUGAUGUUUGGAAUUUCACAAUGUCUGUAAGUUUGAAUACUCUUGACAGCAAGAAGAGUUAGUGUAAACAAGAUUGACACAAUUUUUUCACAACAUAUAACCCACUAACAGAAAGCAGGAUACAGCAAACCCCUUAGCAGUAAGUAGUGGAAGAGAAGAUGUACAGUAUGAAUGAUUACAUGACUGGUUUGUUUUAAACCAAUGUUUUAUUAAAGAGCUCUUCAAAUAAAAAAAACAUCCCUAUUGACAGCUUCAGAUAAGAUGCAGCAGAACAUGAAUAAUGAAAACUACGUUAAGGAAUGAAUGAAAUAGGAAAGUAUGAGACUCAUAGAAAGCUACAAAUGCUUUUGAUAUAAUCCAUGUUCAGUUUUUAGAAGGAUAAAAGCAAAACAUAUUGUGUUUUAUUACUUUCCUGUAAACCAAGAUUGGUAGCAUUUUGGCACUUUGUUACUGUGUUAAAAUCUGUCAGCUUCAGUUGCUAAGAAACUGGUGGGAAAGCGUUUAUUUUUGCACAAAUAAAUCACUUUGAUAAGUCAAUCUAUCCUUCUUAGACUGUGCAUAUAAAUUUAACUUUGCUUUGACUUUGUUGCUUAAUUACUAAAAAUGCAUUUUUGUGUUAAAGGCAGCUGAGCUAUGUGCAGAGGGUCUGUGAGGAAGGGCCGGAGGGGGACGGAGUAGGUGUGCUCACCUCAGAGGAGAGAACACGAUGGGCAAAGGUAGGGGUAGCAUACUUGAGUGCUCAGCUCCACAAAUGAUAAAUUAUGGAUUUGUGAUAAAGUUCUCAUGUUACAAGAGUGCACAGAAGAUGCUGUAAAUGUGCCUGCGCAUACUUCCUCUGCAGACCAGGGACCACCUAAUAAGUAUCGAUCCACACAACAAGACUAUCCUGGAGACCAUCCAGAGCAGCUUGUUCAUCAUAUCCUUGGAUGAAACAAAACCUUAUUCUUCUCCAGAGAACUACACCAACGUAAGGGCUGAGAUAGCCUCAAUAACUGAUGAUUGCUUGACUGAAUGUUAUCUCGUCUGAUUGUGUCUUUAUUAUAUCUGAACACAGAUGGCCUUGAUAUCUCUCACGGGAAAUCCCACCAUCCGCUGGGGGGACAAAUCAUACAACUCACUUGUGUUCUCUGACGGCACUUUUGGAUCCAACUGUGAUGUGGGUUUCAUGGUUAAUAGAAAAUACUGUGAAGCCUGUAUGACUUAUUUAGUCAUGUUCUACUUGCCUUUUUUCCUUCAACUCAUCGAUAAAAGUGUUGAAAAUGGUAAAUAAAAACCUAUUCAAAUUGUUUUACAGCAUGCGCCUUAUGAUGCCAUGGUACUUGUGUCUAUGUGCUGGUAUGUGGACCAGAAACUCAAAGCUACAGAUGGCAAAUGGAAGGUAAACCCUGGCAGCUACUUAGUUGUGGACACUUCAUUAUAAGUGGAAAAUGUACACACUUUGAUACUUUUGUCUCUCAGGGCUCAGAUGCGGUCAGACCUGUUCCCCAUCCUGAGGAGCUGGUGUUUACCUUGGAUGAGAAAGUCUGCAGUGACAUCCACCAAGCCAAGCAACACUACCUGGAAUCGGUAAGAUAGUUAUCAACACUAGACUAUACCAGAUACAAGAUACUAUAGUUUACUUAUAGUGAUCACUCUUUUGCUGGUUUUACAGACACAGGACCUGCAGGUUGUGUGUUACGCCUUCACAGCCUUUGGAAAAACAGCCAUAAAAGAGAGGAAGCUGCAUCCAGACACCUAUGUUCAACUAGCAAUGCAGUUAGCCUACUACAAACUGCAUAAAGGGUAUGGACCUGUUCUGAGGAUAGAACAAAAUGUUUAAAGCUUCAGAUGAAACUUAUCCUCAGUGUCUCCUCUUCCUUCUCUCAGGCCGGGAAGUUGUUAUGAGACUGGGAUGACACGCAAGUUCUACCACGGCAGGACGGAAACAAUGCGACCGUGUACCAUGGAGUCUAUGAACUGGUGUAAAGCCAUGAUGGACCCCACAUGUGAUGUAAGUCUGUUAAUGUCACAUGCCCUGCUUUUAACUGCAGAAUCACACAAAGUAAACAAAUCUUUUCCUAUCAGGUUAGUGACAAAAGGAAAGCCAUGCUACUCGCCUUCAUGAAACACAACAAACUGAUGGGUGAAGCCCAGGAAGGAAAAGGUGGGUCAACUUUUCCUUUAUGUAUUGAUAUUUCUACACAACACCGUUCAGAUAUGGGAGCAUCUUUUUGUGCAGCUCUUUUACUACAACAACAACAAAAAUGUACUCCUACCUUCUCAGUAUGUGCCAAAGUUAACAGCUGUAAUAAAUUCAAUACAUUUAAGACUUUUAGGAAUGAGAUUGCAGACAACAAUUAGAUUUUAAAAGCAAUUAUCAAGCUGUGAUAAUUUAUACAAGUUAAUUAAAAUAAAGUGUUUAUAAAUCAUAGGAAACCUAAAUUACUUUGAAGAGGAUCUGAAUAAAUAGUGACAUUUAGCUUCUUGUUUUAAAGGACAAAAAGUGUGUAAAGAGGGGACAUUGCUUUUUUCUGACAAAUAAGUAAACAUGACUUUGGACGUGGUGGCAGGUGGCCCAAUGGUUUAAAGGUGUGUCCCUUGUACAGAGGCUGCGGUCUUUGGUGCAGCAGUGGUUGAUUUGACUUCUGCCCAAAGACCUCUUGCUGCAUGUCUCCCUGAUCCUCAUCACACACUGCCUGUUUGUCUCCAGUUAUUUAAAUUAUAAAGACAAAGCGCCCUAAAAACUUAUAUAAAGAAAAUCAUACACUUUCUACUCAAUGUUAUAGCACAAUUUGCCAGCAGGGGUUGCUAUAGAAACAGAAUUUCACGCCCUCUGUGUGGCAGAGCUUUUAUUACCCUAAUGGCUGGAUCAAUGUUUUUGUGGUUAAGUGCCAUGUUGUGUAUGUAAUGUUCUGAUGUGAAUGUGUCAAUGAUGUUAACCCACAAUAUUUUCCGACAUUGUUGCUAGGUUUUGACAGGCACCUUCUUGGGCUGUAUCUUAUUGCCAAAGAGGAGGGGCGUCCCACUCCAGAUCUCUUCUUGGAUCCUCUCUAUGCAAAGAGGUACUGAAGGCAAAUAUGAUCAUUUUUAUGAAUUAGCUGGUCCAUAUAUUGUUCACUGAAUACCUGCAGGUGUAAAUGGAACAUUUUAUGCAACCUGAAGGCCUGUGCUGUCUCUGUUUCGCUGGUGUGGCAACUAAACUGUACAGAACAAAACUAUGAUAUUGCAGAAUGACAAGAAUGUAUUUAUUGAAUGUUUGAGUUACUCUUUGUAAAGGAUGGUCUGUUUGAUGGAGUCAACUCGUAGACUAGAUAUUGUAAAGACUACAGAAUAAUAUUUGAGUUGUGUUUGUGUCUGCAGUGGUGGUGGGGGUAACUUCGUGCUGUCGUCGAGUUUGGUGGGCUACACCACAGUUCUAGGGGUUGUUGCUCCUAUGGUGAAGCAUGGCUAUGGCUUUUUCUACCGCAUCAGAGAUGACAGGUAGGAAGACAAGAGUUAUUUUUACUUCCCGUGAUUUUGAUUAGGCGUAUUUGUAUUCGUAGCAUUUUUUUGUGAUAAUAUGACCAGCAUUCUUUGAUAAGUGAAACUAGUUGUGACUUUUCCCUGCAUUUACAGGAACAUUGUCCUCUCUUAUGUUCUCUCUCAGGGUUGUGAUCUCCGUGUCAGCAUGGAACUCUUGCCAUCAGACAGACGCUGCCUCACUUUUCAACAACUUUAGUAGCUCCAUGCACGAGAUGUUCCACCUGGCCACCACAUCUCAACUUUAAACCGACAGACCAUCUAAAUUACACAUGUAUCUUUGAGCAUCAAUGCACAUGAGGUUUGCAAACCAUCAGUUUAUAGCUGACAGCUAGUGAUAGUCAUGUUUAUUCUCAGCACAGAUCAAUGCAAAGGUAAAGAGUCAGUGCCUCUCUCUCACUGGUUUUGGCCUUGAAAGAAAUUUGACAGGUCUAUUUCUUGCUGUGAUAAAUAGACCUUUUGUGUAAAUUCAUGUUUCGGAUGUAUAUAUUUCCCUGAUUUUCAUGAUUGUUGUUCAAUGUUUAAUUUCAAAUCCUGACAGUAUUAAUCCACUCUAAAGCUAAAGUGAUGCUGAGGCCACAGACUUUUUAGGAAUGUCUCCCCUCAGUGGAGAAGGUUAGUUUUAUCUAGGAUGGACAUUUAAUUAAUAUAAUUUUUAGCUGCUUUGAGUUUAAGAAUUUUUCUGUGAAAAUAUCAGGCAUUCCACGAUAAGCUCGCAAAGAGAACUGUGAUUUGAGUAAAUAAAGCUGAUUUACUGUUCUAUGUUUGAAAUCCAUGAUUAUAAGGAAACAGAAAUGAUUUUUAUUUUUAAUUUUUUUUACUUUGUUUCUGUGAAUUUUUAAAAAAGCGUUCAGAGAAAAACUUUCACAGAACACAAACUUAAUAUCCCUAUAUGAUUACACACGGCACACCAUCUGCAUUUAAAGCCUUAAACCAUUCUGUAACCUGCAUGUGGUUCUUGAUUGUUCUUGCUUAGAUAUCCAUCUAAGAAACAAACCAAUAUUUUAUAUCUUAAUAAUGACUGUGUAUUCAGAAAAUUCAGUAAAAGACAGAUGGGAAAAUCUUUUGGUUUUGUGGUUCAGUCCAAUGGUAAAUAAAUACAAAGUUGAAACAAAGACUUGAUACAAAACUUUAAUAGUUAAAUACAAGCGUACAACAUUUUUCCAUAUCAGUUAGCAAUUCUGAGCAUUUGUUGAUACAAAAUAGUGAUUACAAUCAUAGUGUGUGACAAAAAUUAUAACCUGCACAGCUCUGUGUAUUCAAUACUUUUUUCUAGGUUGAAUUUUUGAGGCACUUCUGAUGUACUCCAAACUUUUAACAAGAUAAGCAACAUUAAAACAAUAAAUUAUGGGAGAAUCUGCAAAAGUACACGGAGAAAGAUGCAACUGACGUGAUGUUGAUCCCACUGUAAGAGGCAUAACUUGUGUUUUUAAUACAUUAAAAAUCCAGUGUGUUGUUGGCUUAAAUGUUAUACUCCGAACUCUUUAACACUUAAUUUUUGUUGGCACAUAAAUCAUAACCAGUCAAGGCAGUAAGCAUUGAGAAGCUCCAAAGAACAUAAAACUGGCCAUUAUAGAGUCACAGUGUCGAAGGCACAAACUUGAAUGAAUCCUUUUAAAUAAAGAAAAGGAAACAAAAAA
Xyrichtys novacula (pearly razorfish) is the source of this 7527-nucleotide messenger RNA. NCBI's taxonomy places the organism in Eukaryota, Metazoa, Chordata, Actinopteri, Labriformes, Labridae. The record is from the annotation of a GenBank genome assembly.